Molecule: messenger RNA, 1050 nt
Organism: Fomitopsis serialis
Lineage: Eukaryota; Fungi; Basidiomycota; Agaricomycetes; Polyporales; Fomitopsidaceae
Product: dihydroceramide delta(4)-desaturase
Exons: 5
Coding region: 1-1050 (349 amino acids)
Biological process (GO): ceramide biosynthetic process
Cellular component (GO): membrane
Molecular function (GO): sphingolipid delta-4 desaturase activity
Source: RefSeq, a predicted model, not a curated record
AUGGUGUCGCAUGUCGCACCCCCUCAGGAUCCCAACGACUUCCUGUGGAUCAUGACCGAGGAGCCUCAUCGCAGCCGACGCAUGGCCAUAAUGAAAGCUCAUCCCGAAGUCACAAAGCUCAUGGGAUACGAACCCAUUACCAAGUACGUGGUAGUCGGCGUGGUCUCUCUCCAGCUCAUCACGGCGUACUUGCUGCGGAACACGAAACUGUUGUCCCCUCUGUUUUGUCUCUGUGUCUACGUCAUCGGUGCAACGGCCAACCAUAACUUGUUCUUGGCCAUACACGAGAUCACGCACAACCUGGCAUUUAAGGGUAUCAAGGCAAACAAGGCGUUAGCAGUGCUUGCGAACCUGCCCAUCGGCGUUCCAUACUCAGCUGCAUUCAAGAGAUACCAUCUAGAGCACCACAAAUACCUCGGAGAAGACGGGAUAGACACGGACCUCCCAACCCACUUCGAAUUAAUCUGUCUCAACAACGUCCUGGGGAAGGUGUUCUUCGCGACAUUCCAAAUCUUCUUCUAUGCUCUGCGACCGGGUCUCGUACGGACGCAACAGUUAACGCAGUGGCAUCUGUGGAACGUGCUCGCUCAGCUUACCUUUGACUACAUCCUUGUCAAGACCUGCGGCGUCCGCCCUUUGAUCUACCUACUCGCCUCCAGCUUCUUCGCAGGCAGCCUGCAUCCCCUGGCAGGCCACUUCAUCGCGGAGCACUACGUAUGGGAUGGGCUCGAGCAGGAGACUUACUCAUACUACGGCCCGCUCAAUUGGUUUGCAUACAACGUCGGCUAUCACAACGAGCACCACGACUUCCCCUCUGUGCCUUGGACGCGGCUGCCAGCGCUGCGCAAGCUCGCGCACGAGUUCUACGACACGAUCCCGUCCCAUCCCUCCUGGCCCAUGAUCAUCGUGAACUUCAUCCGCGAUCCCGAGGUCGGCAUCUUCGCGCGGGUCAAGAGGCCGAGUGACUUCAGGGAGAAGCUCGCUGCGGAGAAGGCAACGGCGAAGCAGGUGGAGGGGAAAGGGAGCGGUUCGGAUGGGGGGAAGCAGUAG